CUCACCCAAACUUACGCGAUCGUCUGUUGUGAACUUAAAAGCUUUAUAUUAAGAUACUCCUCGUCAUUUGUGAUGUUUUGUAACAUAUAUUUCACUGAUGUGGGCGACUUGGCUCAAGCUCUGCAGUUCGAUUAUAGUCAUAUCUUUAAAUGGUUUAGCCACUCCUUCAGGAUUUACAGAACUUUUAAUUUACUUUGAUUAUCUUUUAUGUGUGGUAAUGCGAUACAAAGAUAUAAAUGCAUCUCAGAGGUCGUAUUUUCUAGAGCAAUAUCGUGGUACAAAAUCAAAAGACAUGUAUCAAUUGUGAACCUGUCUGUGUGUUGCUCUUUGGGUCACCUAACUAUAAGAAACAUAAACGAGCAAGAAGCGCAAGUCAGUAUAUUUUUCAGAGACGAGUCAAAGCGAUUCUGGCGUCAUGGCGUCUGGGGGUGAAAGUUAGGAUCCCUUAUGAGCACUGAAACGUCUACAAACCUGUCUUACCUCUUGGGAACCUGUAGAAGACUAAGUGAUUGUGUGUGUGUGUCUGAAUGUUGGCAUGUGAUAACUUUGCUCUUCUUUCUACUGUCCUCACAUAGGUACACUCCAUUCACACCCGCCCACACCACUCACAUACAUCCAGCCACCUACCCAUUGUUUCAGCAAACACUCUGAAGCCCACCAGUGGUUCUGACUCAGCCAACACCUUGUCCUGAAUCAGCCAACACCGAUCCUAACUCCGCCAACACUGGUCCUGACUCAGCCAACACCGGUCCUGACUCAGCCAACACCGAUCCUAUCUCAGCCAACACCGAUCCUGACUCAGCCAACACCGAUCCUAACUCAGCCAACACCGAUCCUAACUCAGCCAACACCGAUCCUAACUCCGCCAACACUGGUCCUGACUCAGCCAACACCGGUCCUGACUCAGCCAACACCGAUCCUAUCUCAGCCAACACCGAUCCUAACUCAGCCAACACCGAUCCUAACUCAGCCAACACCGAUCCUAUCUCAGCCAACACCGAUCCUAACUCAGCCAACACCGGCAUUGAGAAAUAAAACAGGUUUAUGAUGAAGAAACACCUGUAUUCGUCUCCAUUGGUCCACAUGCAAGGGCCCACAGGUGGGCGUGUGGGCGGCCACUAGACGGCUGGAUCCGCCAGCACAAUGUGUCGCACUGUGGGCGUGGUGAUGAUGUUAGCGUGUGCGGGGUGUGCCCUGGCCCGUGUCCUCCCGUCCACAUCAUCCGUCCACACCACCAGGGACGCACGCAUCCUGAAGGCGGCCAGGGCAGCACAGACUGAACCCAUCUUGCAGCUCAGGGAGGUGGACCGCGAUAAGUUCCCAGACAUUCCUGACUACGUGUUCCAGAACAUCAUGGACUACCCAAGAGAGGUGCAAAAACUCCUACGUCAGGACCAUCAAGAUCCUGAGGUCACCGCCGGCUUCUUCCAGGGCGAUAUGGCAGGACUGACCACGGAGUUCAUGCUCAGCACGAGAGUGGGACUGAAUUGGAAAGUGUUCCCAAACCGACGCUGGACCAACGCCACCGUCCCCUUCGUCAUCAGUCGACACUACCUUCCAGCAGAGCGUGAGAUGAUUGAGCGAGCGAUAGCGACCCUCAACUUCAUGACGUGCAUCAAGUUUAUCCCGUGGGACGGUGAAGCCGAGGACUACUUGAUCAUCUGGCCCGUCGAGGAACCUGCGGGGUGCUGGUCAUACGUCGGGAAGCGGGGUGGUCAACAGGUGGUGUCCUUACAACCUCCAGACUCUCGCUCCAACAGAUGUUUCAUCUCACUCGGCAAACCCAUCCAUGAGCUGCUACACGCCCUUGGCAUCUUCCACGAGCAGGCACGAGCAGACCGAGACAACCACGUCACUAUAAUAACCAGAAACAUUAUUCCAGAUUAUUACCACAACUUCGGGAAGCAGGGAGAGGAAAACACCACCUUCCCAUUCGACUACGACUACGACUCCGUCAUGCACUACGGCAAAAACUUCUUCAGUUACUCGAAAAACCUACCGACCAUCGUGCCUAAGGUAGAGAACGCUACCAUCGGCCAGAGGAUUAUGCUGAGUAAGCUGGACUGUAUCAAGCUUAACGACCUCUAUGGCUGCCUCGACGACGCCGACGACAGAGAAAAAUACACCAGUUUUUGCAAAUAUUUAGGAUUAUAAUGACAACCUUAAGUUAUUGUGUCGUGAUAUAAAGUUAUUUAUUGAUAUCAGGGACUCGUUGUGUUUUAUAAGUGUCUAUUAAGUAUGACUGGGAGUUUGGUGUGUUAAGUAACGGUGUAUAAGUAAUGUGUAUCUCGUUGUAUUCUGGUCAUCACACAUUACAUAAUACAGUAUCAUAUAUUAUGGUAACUUUACACACACACACACACACACACACACACACACACACACACACACAUAUAUAUACACAAGCAUUAUAUGUAACAUUUACCGUAUCAUCAUUGCUCAUGAGGGUGCUGUUCCUCGCAGAUGGUUGACCUCUCCUGCCCAGGUUGUACCAGAGGCUCGUGACUGCUGUGUGUUGAGGAACCUUACCUAACUUAUCUGACCAACUUAACACAGUAAUAUUUAUUUAUAAGAGGCACUAUACGUUAUCUAGUUCACUUUAGCGAUAUUCAGGAAAUGAUAUUCAGGCGAUCAGACAAACGUACAUAUUUUUUAUAUGAAUCUUGACUCCAUAUUUAAAAAAAAAAAUCAUCGUGGAAUCAGUUAGUAGACAGGACCCUACAUGACUCUGUCCUCAGCAACACCCAGCAUGGCCGCACCACCCAGAUCACCAGUCUAGAGAGAGGAUGCAGUACAGUUCAUUCCAACAGACAGUCACUAUGUAAGAAAAUGACACAUAUUGCUCAUAUAUGGCAGUUUUGUCAACAUCUCAAAAUCAAAGUCGAAUUUCAGUAAAAGGUAGGUAGGUGUGUGUGUGUGUGUGUGUGUGUGUGUGUGUGUGUGUGUGUGUGUGUGUGUGUGUGUGUGUGUGUGUG
Homarus americanus (American lobster) is the source of this 2975-nucleotide messenger RNA. RefSeq names its product hatching enzyme 1.2-like. Bases 1144 to 2154 code for a protein of 336 amino acids. The transcript is spliced from 9 exons. Gene Ontology annotation, biological process: proteolysis. The record is from RefSeq and is a predicted model, not a curated record. Gene Ontology annotation, molecular function: metalloendopeptidase activity; zinc ion binding. NCBI's taxonomy places the organism in Eukaryota, Metazoa, Arthropoda, Malacostraca, Decapoda, Nephropidae.